AUGCAAGGGAACUUGCGCCUAGUGGUUACCCUAGCGGUAAUCAUUCUGGUGUCUUCGGUAUCUGGGAAGGCGUUGAUACCACAAGAACAACAACCACAACAGGAGCUUAAGCAAAACCUUAAGAAUGUCGCGCAAAAUCGAGCUGGUUACGAUUAUCCAGCACCUAGUGAUGAUGUAGAGGCACACGGGGAUCUGCAUCACCCCGAGCCCAGUGAUCACGAACAUCACAUUGAGGAACAUAUUCCAGAUGAACAUCACGACCACCACGACCACCACGAUCCGGGUUACUGGAAAAAGAAACUAAUCUGGAAAGAGGGUGUUAAAAAGAUUUGGAAAAACUCUAAGAAGCUCGCUUACAAACCAGGAUGGAAGAAAAUUUAUAAGCCAGUUUGGCAUGAUAUUAAGGUUCCAGUUUGGCAGGAAACAAAGGUGGUCGAUUACAAGAAAAUUUAUAAACCAGAAUGGAAGCCUAUUAAAGUCAAAGCGUUGAAGGAGAUAAAAAUCCCUGAUUACAAGAAAGUGACGGUACCAGUUUGGAAGGAUAUUGUUGUGCCAGGGUGGAAGGAUAUCCAGGUUCCCGCUUACAAAAAGCUUUGGAAGCCCAAAUGGAUCAAGGUGGGUGUACCUGGCGAAAAAUACUUAGGCAAAGACCACGAUGGCUGGGAGUACACUUCACAUGACCUUUGGAAGAAGCGGCUGGUCUGGGAACCUUAUUGGCAGAAGUACUUUAAACCAGCCAAAACCAAAAUUUGGAUUCCAGACAAAAAACUUGUAUGGACAGAUAAUUGGGUCAAAAUCUGGCGCCCUGGUACCAAAGAGAUCUGGAUUGACGACAAGCAACUUGUAUGGAAAGAAGCUUGGCAAAAGUACUGGAAACCAUCGAAAAAGCUGGUCCACGUAUGGGACAAAAAGUUGGAGUGGCAGGAGUCAUUCAAGCAGAUAUGGAUACCUUACUGGAAGGAUAUCGUUGUUCCCGGAAUCAAAAAAAUUUGGAAGCCCGUCUGGAUUUCAGAGUGGUUCCCUUCGCCCGAUCACCACGACCAUCAUCAUGACCACGAAUCUCACGGUUGGGAUCGAAAGGAUGUCUCAUCCGGAACCGAAGAAACUGGUACACCAGUUUCUACAACGCCAUCACCUAUUUCAAAUUUGUGGAAAUUUCCAAAAUAA
This is a messenger RNA of Pieris macdunnoughi, 1167 nucleotides long. The record is from the annotation of a GenBank genome assembly. Lineage: Eukaryota; Metazoa; Arthropoda; Insecta; Lepidoptera; Pieridae.